AUGGCUACGGACAUCGCAAAAGCUGUAACAGCAUCUCUGGAGCCUUUGAAUGCUUGGAGGGGCUUUACCGAACAGCAUCUGGUGCUCGGCGGCCCGAAUGCUGUGGACCCGCGACCUCCGAAAGUGUUGCGCCUUGCAAAGCUCUUGCGCGAUUUCAACGGCUUCGCAGCAGAGCAUGUGUCUCAUCAGCGGGACCGCGGCGAACCAGUCGAUCCGCUGUUCUGUUCCCUUGCCCGCGGUUCCUUUCUUGCGCGACAUAAGAGCCAGCAAGCUUUUGACUUGAGCUUGGACUGCUGCGACCAGGGCAAGUUCGAUUUUCUCGGCAACGACGCCUGCUUUCCCGAAUGGCCAUCCUGGUCGAUUCGUGUUUGCUGCGCACACGCACUCUCGGUCUCGGCAAGUCUCAACGAAAGCGGCUUCGAAGCACUCUGGAAUCAGAUUGCAAGCGCGGCGCCUAUCAAAGCUAAUCCUGAUACAAAGCGUGGUUUCAUGAAUGCCGUCGUGGUGUAUCACAAAGCUGGUACACAGCUCACUUCUGAAAUUGUCGGUGUGAGCAGCCCCGGACCGCUCGCGCUCUUUCUGCUUCGGAGCCCUCCGCCCAAGGUCCACGUGCCAGACAUGAUUGUGCUUGACGGCUAUGGCAUGCAUGCGAAGCCGCGAGAUGGCAAGCCCGAGAUCUAUCCCUACUUCCAAGCCUUCACGAGGCUCUUCGCGGAUAGGGAAAACGGGGAGAUGACAGCGCACUUCGCCAAGCCCUUGCUUGGAGACUCGCAGCUGCAAGAUAUGCUCGCUGCGGGCGCGGGGAGGAUCGUCCACAUCACCCGGAAUCCCACGCAGCUGGUGAUGUCUGGCUACGUCUACCACCGGAAGGCCGCCGAGGUGUGGACCACCUUCCGCGAUCCGCCCGACUGCCUGAAUUGCGAUCACGAGGCCUGGACCCAAAUCUUCCGAAGAUGCCGCUUCCGGUGCAGCUAUGCAGAGUUGCUGCAGAACCUCAGCGUGCCAGAAGGGCUCGAGGCCGAGAUCCUCCGCAGCCGCCUGGACGUGGCGAAGAUGCUUUGGCACGCGCGGCGCUGGCAGCAGCUGGAGCACGUGAUGCAACUUUCCAUGGCCGACUUCCAGAUCCACUACAACCGAACUUUGGAGUGCAUCGCUCGGUUCUUCUUGCAGAAGCCGCCGCCGGAAGCCCUGGAGCCUGGGAGCCUGCAGAAAUUCCUCGACCACUCCCAGCUCUUCGACCCGGUCCGUGCCAGGAGGUGUGGUGUCAGAGCGCGGAGAAAGGGAGGACGGAGCUGCCGCACUCCCGGUGGGGGCCGCAUGCAUGAGGUGAGGAUCCAAGAUUUGGCGAACCACGUCGCAGACCCGGAGGCGAAACCGAACCUUUUGGUUCACUUGAGCCUAGGCUGGGUGUGGAGGUUGUGGGUUUAG
Molecule: messenger RNA, 1428 nt
Organism: Symbiodinium sp. CCMP2456
Lineage: Eukaryota; Dinophyceae; Suessiales; Symbiodiniaceae
Source: the annotation of a GenBank genome assembly